Messenger RNA from Boleophthalmus pectinirostris (great blue-spotted mudskipper), 1338 nucleotides. RefSeq names its product crystallin J1B-like. The record is from RefSeq and is a predicted model, not a curated record. Lineage: Eukaryota; Metazoa; Chordata; Actinopteri; Gobiiformes; Gobiidae. The transcript is spliced from 10 exons.
GUGUCACCAUGAGGGGAUGUGGUCUUGGUCUUAUCAGUGAACAGGCCAGUCGUCACCACGGUAACCUUAUUUAAACGGCAGGGACGGAUCUUACAAAGUGGGACAUGGUCUAACACUGCAGACUGCGAGGCAGAUGGCGGUGAGUGUGGCAGACAGAGCCGUUGGGGCCAUUAUCGGGGCAGCAGUGGCAGAUGCAGCAGCUCAGCCCAUGCACUGGAUCUAUAACCCCGACAAGCUCAAAGAGGUGCUGUCCGGGCUGGAGCCCAGUCCCGAGUUCAGACCAGAGUCAGCCAAUCCCUUUUACAGGAGGAACACCGGAGAACAGACCUGCUACGGAGAUCAGGCCUAUGUACUGCUCAAGUCUCUCAGUCAGUGUGGAGAUGUGGAUGUGGCAGACCUGAUCAAGCGCUUCUAUGAGUUCUUCGGUCCCGGGACAGUUUACGAUCUUCCUCUGAACGACCCUUACAGACAAAAAGGAGGUCCCAAAGCCAUCCUACCCAUCAACGGUCCAUGGAGACACAGCAGUCUGAAGCAUUUCAUGAAAAAUGUGGACGCUGGGAAGAAAGAAACAGGUUCUGAGACGGACUGCCAGAUAGACAGUGUGACUAAACUGGCACCCCUAGUGGCCAUGUUUGCAGGGCGUCCUGAGAUGCUGGACAAAGUGGAGACAGCUGUGAGAGUGACCCAGAACAAUGACGAGUGUGUGGCUGUGACUUUGGCUGCAGCGAGGAUUCUGGAGCACUUUGUCCUUAAUGGUCCCGAUCCGAACGUUCUGAACGUCGUUCUGGAUCAACUGAAAAACCCAAAUAGGAAGAAUCCACAAGACCUGGACAACGCUGUCAUUGCUCAACUGAGGGAAGUGAAGGACAACCUCUCCAAGUCAUCCCAAGAGCUGAUACCUGCAGUCUUCACAAAUACAUGAGCUUUGCCCGGUGCACUCCAGGGGGCGCUCCAUGGGGUCCUGACACAGACACAGCUGGACGAGGCUGUGAGGGACACCAUGCGCCGCGGGGGGUGCACUUCCAGCCGCGCCUCCUUCAUCGGGGCCUGCUUCGGGGCUCAGACUGGUCUUGAGGGAAUCCCGGAAUCGUGGAGGAAGCGAACUUUCAGAUAUCCCGAACUGCUGGAGCUGGCACAAAAUGUAGUUGCAAAAUAUCAAAAGGAUAAAUAAAAAUAUACUGCUUUAUUAGCUUUUACGCAAGACAUACCCGUACUUUGAUCGAGGAGUUCAUGACAGUUUUGUUCUCAAGUAUCACACUGAAUGAAACUUGAAGUAGUUUUCUCCAAAUCAUUGUACUAAAUGUGUGUCAGCAAGAAAAUAAAGACUAUUUAAGUCCA